Molecule: messenger RNA, 3052 nt
Organism: Pistacia vera
Lineage: Eukaryota; Viridiplantae; Streptophyta; Magnoliopsida; Sapindales; Anacardiaceae
Product: histone-lysine N-methyltransferase EZA1-like
Exons: 17
Coding region: 79-2724 (881 amino acids)
Biological process (GO): chromatin remodeling
Cellular component (GO): PcG protein complex
Molecular function (GO): histone methyltransferase activity; protein binding
Source: RefSeq, a predicted model, not a curated record
ACAUGUCGUCCUAAUGUGGGGAUAUAUUUUCUUCGUUUCUCACUCAAUCUGUCAAUCGAGUUGCAGAGCAGCACAAUUAUGGUGUCUAAAGCAAGCGAUUCUUCUUCUAAACUCAGAAAAUCUCAUGCUGAACAGUCUGGCGAUGGUCUUGGAAACUUGUCAUAUAAGCUAAAUCAGCUCAAAAGGCAAAUCCAAGCUGAGAGAGUUGAUUCUAUAAAAGAAAAACUCGAGAAGAAUAGAAGGAAAAUAGAAAGUGAUGUUUCGCAUCUCUUUUCAGCAACGUCAAGAAAUAAUAUUAUAUUUACCCAGGAGAAUGGUUUUGGUAAUAUGCCGCUUUGCAAGUACAGUGGAUUUACUCAAGGAUUGGGAGAUAAAGAAUAUGCCAAUUGUCAUGAAGUUGUGUUCUCAACAAGUACCAAGCUUCCCUAUAUGGAGAAAAUCCCGCCAUAUACGACUUGGAUCUUCUUGGACAAAAAUCAGAGAAUGGCUGAAGACCAGUCUGUGGUUGGAAGAAGACGUAUUUAUUAUGACCAACAUGGCAGUGAAGCGCUAAUCUGUAGUGACAGUGAGGAAGAUAAUGUAGAACCUGAGGAGGAGAAACAUGAAUUUACUGACGCUGAAGAUCGUAUUAUAUGGAUGGCCUUUCAGGAGCAUGGGCUAGGUGAGGAAGUAGUUAAUCUUGUCGGCCAGUUCACUGGGGUAGCCACUUCAGAAAUACAGGAGAGAUACAACAUUUUAAAGGAGAAAUAUAAUGACAAAAACUUAAAAGAUUCUGCAGAUUCUGGAUAUGAAAUGGGCAUAUCUCUGGACAAGACCCUUAGUGCCGCUUUGGAUUCUUUUGAUAACCUUUUUUGUCGUCGUUGCUUGUUAUUUGACUGCCGUCUUCAUGGAUGUUCCCAAACUUUAAUUGAUCCUUGUGAAAAACAGUCAUAUUGGUCUGAAUAUGAAGAUGAUAGGAAACCUUGCAGUGAUCAUUGUUACCUCCAGUUAAGAACUGUUCAAGAUGUGCUAGAAGGUUCAACUAUUGAUGUUUCAGAUAGAAUGAAAGACACCAAAGAAGGAACUGCAGUGCUCCCUGAUGCUGAAGAGCCAGGUACUGAUAACGAUACAGACCUCAUUCUAGAUGGAAGAAGUAAUUCUGAAAAAGUUUCAUCUGUUACUUCAGAGGCUGUUCAUAGCUCAGUAGUUGCUAUUAGAGCUCUGACUACAGAUACAUAUGCCAUGCAAAGUCUGGGAAAGCGCAAGGCCUUACAACCAACAAAUGUAGUGUUGAAUGAAUUGAUACAAGUUUCUGAUGAUCUUCAGAAUUCUUCAAGUAAAAAGCAAAAGAAACUAUUGCCUCUGGAUGUAAUUACUGCAUCCAGUGAUGCUAUAGCUAGUAUGGAUGCGGACAGUGGUUGUCAUAUCGGUGCUUCCAGUGAAGGCGAUCUUCAAAUGAUCACCAAAGAUUCACAAAGUGAAUCAAUUGAAUGUGUGUCAGAGAAAUUUGCUAGUUCCAGUAAUGCUCUGCAUGAUAAGAUCGAGCUGAAUAUUAGGGGUGAAGCCAAAGAUGUCAAGAAUGAGCCUGAAUUGAAGCAGGCAUCUUCGAAAGUAGAAGUAUCUGAAGGAGUUUUCAGCAGCUCUGAGUGGAAACCUAUCGAGAAGGAACUGUAUUUGAAGGGAGUGGAGAUAUUUGGUAGAAACAGUUGCCUUAUAGCCAGGAACUUGCUUUCUGGGUUGAAGACUUGCAUAGAAGUAUCAAGUUAUAUGCGUGAAGGUGGUUCAUCAAUGCCUCACAAAUCAGUUGCAGCAAGCUCAUUUUUGGAAGAAAACCGGAAAGCUGAUUCAGAUUGUACAGAGCAAGAGAUGCCAACAAGACCAAGAUUACUUCGUAGAAGGGGCAGAACACGGAAGCUUAAAUAUUCUUGGAAAUCUGCUGGUCAUCCAUCAAUUUGGAAAAGAAUUGCAGAUGGUAAAAAUCAGUCUUGUAAGCAAUAUACACCGUGUGGAUGCCAAUCUAUGUGUGGAAAGCAAUGCCCUUGCUUGCAUAACGGAACUUGCUGUGAGAAAUAUUGCGGGUGCUCAAAGAGUUGCAAAAAUCGGUUUAGGGGAUGCCACUGUGCAAAGAGUCAAUGCAGAAGCAGGCAAUGCCCAUGUUUUGCUGCUGGACGUGAAUGUGACCCAGAUGUUUGUCGGAAUUGCUGGGUUAGUUGUGGAGAUGGUUCAUUGGGUGAGCCACUGAAACGAGGUGACGGUCAAUGUGGAAACAUGAGGCUCCUACUAAGGCAACAACAGAGGAUUCUCUUGGCAAAGUCUGAUGUUGCUGGAUGGGGAGCCUUUCUAAAGAAUUCGGUCAACAAAAAUGAUUAUCUUGGAGAAUAUACUGGUGAAUUGAUCUCCCAUCGAGAAGCAGACAAACGUGGGAAAAUUUAUGAUCGUGCAAAUUCAUCAUUCCUUUUUGACUUGAAUGAUCAGUUUGUCCUCGAUGCUUAUCGCAAAGGAGAUAAGCUUAAAUUUGCAAACCACUCAUCAAAUCCAAACUGCUAUGCCAAGGUGAUGCUGGUAGCUGGAGAUCAUCGCGUGGGCAUAUUUGCCAAGGAGCAUAUUGAAGCUAGUGAGGAACUUUUUUAUGACUAUCGUUAUGGGCCAGACCAAGCCCCUGUGUGGGCUCGGAAACCUGAGGGUUCGAAGCGAGAUGAUUCAUCUGUGUCCCAAGGCAGAGCCAAGAAACAUCAGUCACAUUGAUGCACAUGCACAAUGUACAUUUGGAUCAUUUUCCAAUAAUGCCAUUUCACCUAUUUGCAAGAACUGCGUCUUCAUGAACAAUAAUAUACAUGUUAAAAUAUACAUGUCGGCAUUAAUGUAUGUAGAUGCCCAAUUUGCCUUAUAGAUUAUGUGGGUCAAACAAUAAAAUAGAUUGGGUAACAAGUCAAAACAUAUUUGUAGUCUGGAAAAUUUUCUAGCCGUACUUUACAAUACAAUAGGCAAUCAUUAUAGACAUUGAACAAUGUUGUUGGGAGAGGAGUCCAUGAUGUAUCAUUUUCAUAAUUUAAACUCUUUUUUUUUGAUGAUA